AUGGACCAGACUCAGGAAGCCAAACUGGCUCUGGAGGAGAUGAAUGAAGAUCUAUGCAGAACGCGGCGUUCAACAGUUAUUGAAGGGGGGAGGGUGCUUCAGCCGGAGGAGAUUUCUCGCUUUGCAGUUCAACAAGUUCAUUUGACAAAUGAGAAAAUCGGUGCCUUGGUAAGCGGCUUGACCGAGGUCACAUGGGUAGCAGGGGGCCUUGCUAUCCUGACCAUCACUGGCAUAGAGGGACAGGAAUGGAAUACUGGGGACACCUUGGGGAGACAGUCAGGUGCCAUUGCAGAAAACUUCAGGAAAAAGAUCAAGCAGAAGGAGCUAUUGCUGCUUCUGCUGCUGUCCCAGCUCUUCGAGGAGUCCCUUUCUCAAUAUCAUCCAGGGAUUGAGAUUCAUGUCCCAGUAACAGAGACUGUACAGGAAGGACUGUGUAUUUUCAUCACCUGCUCCUUCAAUUACUCCCAAGAGUAUAGUAAUAAUGACACAGCCUAUGGACAUUGGAAAAAAGAGAAUAAAGUGGUGGCCACCACCAACAUCAGCAUGAAUGUCCAUCCCCAGGACCAGAACCGAUUCCAUAUCAUUGGGGACCUACAGAUGAACAACUGCUCCUUGAGAAUUACUGGGGUCCAGAAACAGGAUAGUGGGAAUUACUCAUUCUGGCUGGAGAAGGGGAAUCUGACAGCCAAUUCCACAUAUAAAAUGCUGUUUCUCCAGGUAGAAGAUCUGACAAUGAAGCCAAAGAUCAACAUUACAGACAUUCUGGAGGCUGGGCGCCAAGUGACCCUGAUUUGUAUAGCUCCUGGAGACUGUAGAGAGGGGACACCCCCCAACUUCCUCUGGACUGCCUCUGCUCUGUCCUCCCAGGGAUUUGAUUCCAGUGAUCUUAACUCCUCCAAACUCCUCUUCACCCCCAAGGCCCAGGACCACGGCACUAACCUCACCUGUCAGGUGACAUUCCCAGAUGCCAAUGUGACCACAGAGACAACUGUCCAGCUCAGUGUGGCCUACCCCCCAAGGAUACUUGGCCCCUUUUGCUUCCGGGUAGAGGAAGGAUUACUCUGCACUUGCUCUGUCCAGGGAGAGCUGAGACCUUCCUUGCAAUGGUGGGUAGGAGAGAGUAUUGUGGAUGGGAACAGCAGUGACAACAGCAGUGACGAUACCAUCUAUGUGGAAUACAACAACUCUACAACCGGGAUCAAUAGCAGUCUGACCCUGACAAAGGAGUUGGACACUGACCUUAGCAUCCGCUGUGAAGGGAAGAACCUCCAUGGGACCCAAAGUGGCAUUGUCCUGAUACUGGUGCCAGGUAAAGCCUCUUCCAGUCCCUGGAAGUACUUGUCAUGGAUGAUUAAGGGAGCCCUGUGUGGAAUCAUGUCUGCUCUGCUCUCCGCAUGCCUGGCAAUCUGCUUAAUGAAGAUGCCUAAGAGGAAGUCUUCAAAGAGAAACUUGGAAGCAGCAACACCUGAGACAAGAACUAAACAUGUCUCCACUGUCAACCCACUGGCUGAACAUGAGAAUCCUGAGAAGGACAGCCCCUUGGAGCACCCUCCCUCACCUGUGCUGGUGUCUUGCUCACAGACGGGGGAGGACCAGGUGCACUAUGCCUCCAUCUCUUUCCAAACCAAGAAGCCCCAAAAGACUCCCAAGCCAGAAGACACCCAGACUCAUUAUUCAGAGCUCAAGUUCUGA
Messenger RNA from Dromiciops gliroides (monito del monte), 1692 nucleotides. RefSeq names its product sialic acid-binding Ig-like lectin 14. The transcript has 9 exons. The record is from RefSeq and is a predicted model, not a curated record. NCBI's taxonomy places the organism in Eukaryota, Metazoa, Chordata, Mammalia, Microbiotheria, Microbiotheriidae. The coding region runs from base 1 to 1692 and encodes 563 amino acids.